AGCGCGUUAGUAAACAGUGCGUACGUCAGCACGUUGAGCUCAAACGCAGCGGCGCCAAGGCUAAACUUUUCACGAUGCAUCUCGAUGAUGGCUCGAUUUCCUUUCUUUUGUUGUCAAGUAAGACAGCGGGGUGGUAUUGAUGUUAUGAGAUAAUCAAUGGAUUGCGUUUAUCCCCUGCCACCAUUGAAGAUGAUUAGAUAAAAGUUUCAGUUUCACCAAAUCCCAGCAAUGACCUGCAAUCGAAACGGAUUGUUCAGCAUUGGCGAUGACUUUGACGAUGAGGACCUGUUCGAGGCAGAGUGGGCUGCCCCAGCAGUGCCAGCCUGCGUGUCCGCUCCCGUUCCAUCCUCUGCACUGAGCGCCUCUACUCCAGGUGGCCAGGACAACGCUUCCCCCCACCGGACACUCAAAGCCCUGAAUAAGGACACAGGCGGCCCCACGCAGACGGCUGCCACAGACACUGUCCGUCCGGGCUUGAGGCAGAUCUCCUCCGUUCCAGAACCUUCCUCGUCCUCUGCACAGCACGCCUGUCCGGACGUGGCCGCCCAGCUGAGGCCCCCAGCAGGCGACGGGCCCCAGAAGGCCUCUGACGUCCAGGAUGAGUUUGAGGACUGGGACGUGGACCUCGCGGACCUGGAUGAGAGCGUCCACCAGGCGGGCCCGGGGGUCCAGAACCAGAAGGCGUUAGCCCCCCCCACCGCCGGGGAGCUCAUAUCCUCGGCCAAUAGGCUCCGCCCCCCGAACCACGGGCGGACACACCCUGAAUCCCGGACGCCGUACCGAGGGUCUGGCGGUGUCUCGCCGUCGCCACGCCGACCGCCGCACUGCGUGCCGUCGGGCCCCCCGGGGCCCCGCCCCUCUUUAGGCCCCGCCCCUCCCUGGAUCCCCGUGGUGUUCAACGUCCCCAGCAGCCCCUCCCCCCGGGCAACGAGAGGCUCUCACCACCCCCCAUCGCAGAGGCCGUGGACCACGCCCGGGGGGGGCCCCGCGCCCCCCCCCGUGUACAGCCCCCGGCCCCUGAGCACGCCGGUGCUGACCAACCACCUGGUCCGGCUGGUGUCGGCCGCCAACAACCCCCCCAGGAAGAGGCCUCGCUCCGGGGCCCAGCCCCCCAGCGCCCGGCGCUUCCCCGGGCCCGCGGGGCUGCUGCCCCAGCAGUCCCUGAACCAGAGCCUGGAUGACAUCGUGGUGUCGGUCCCUCAAACCCCCGCCCACGGCGCUGUGGCCCGCCUGCCAAGCCAGUGUUCCGGAUCCCAGUCAGAGGAGGAGGAGUUCACCAGUGGGCCCUGGGGGGCCAUGAAGGCAGACAUGGGGUUGGACGAGAGGAACGCCACGUGUUUCCUGCACUCGUACAGCGUUGUCAUGGUGCUGCGGAAGGCGGCGUUGAGGCAGCUGGCCCAGAACAAGGUGCCCAACAUGGCGGUGCAGCUGAAGAGCAUCAUGCACACGCACGCGGACGCCAAGGCCGUGUUCAGAGACCCCACAGGUGAGAUCGCGGGCACGGUGCACCGGCGCCUCCUGGAGGACCGACUGGGCGAGCUGAAGGCGGGGGCGGUGCUGCUGCUCAAACAGGUGGGUGUGUUCUCGCCCUCCCACCGUAACCAUUACCUGAACGUCACGCCCAGUAACCUGCUGAAGAUCUACCCCCCGGAUGGAGAGGGCAGCUCCUCCACCUCCUUCUCCUCCUCCUCCGUCACCCCGUACCUCCCUCCUCUGAUGCAGGAGCCCGCCUGCCCGUCCACCUCGGCCCCUUGGGGCCCCGUCUCCUCCAUGCAGCUGGAGCUGGAGGACGACGACGACGAAGACGAGGACGAUGAGGAGGUGCGCCAGCGAGGGGUCGCCCCAGGGACCCGCUCGGAGGAGGUUCCCCCCGGCACGGAGCUCCAGGGAGGCCCGCAGGACCCGGUCUGGGACGGGGGCGGAGACGAUGACCUGAAUGAGCUCCUGGGAGACUUACUGGAGGACCGCUCCAGCCUGUGACCCCAGGACCGACCCCAGACGCCCUCUCCUCCAGACGGGGAACACUACUUCUGUUUUACUGCUUUAUUUCGUUCUGUAAAGAGAAAAGAAACCUUUAUUUUCAAAGUAUGUGUGUGUGUGUGUGUGUGUGUGUGUGUGUGUGUGUGUGUGUGUGUGUGGUUUCAAAAUAUCAUUGUUGUACACGGUUCGGUAUAAAUCAUUUGUUGACCCACACGCACUCUGUCAUUGGUUAAAAUGUCUAAUGGCUAAGCAGCCUCGCUGAUUGCAGAAGCACUUUUCCUCUCGCAGCGAGGUCACGUGGAGUGACACAUUCAGCGGAGUAAGCAAAUCACACGGCUGCUCUGGAUUCAACUACAGUGUUUUGCUUCCAGUGGCAGAGUGCAGUGAGCUUUCACCUCUCCCACUGCUACCCUUGGUUGUCCUGAAUCCAUCUCUAUGUCAUGUGUACCACAGCAUUUUCUUUUUAUAAAGAACAGUUUA
This is a messenger RNA of Gadus macrocephalus (Pacific cod), 2460 nucleotides long. It is a transcript of the gene hrob, whose product is annotated as homologous recombination factor with OB-fold. The record is from RefSeq and is a predicted model, not a curated record. Gene Ontology annotation, biological process: recombinational repair. The transcript is spliced from 10 exons. Bases 229 to 1980 code for a protein of 583 amino acids. Lineage: Eukaryota; Metazoa; Chordata; Actinopteri; Gadiformes; Gadidae.